AUGCAUCACCGGGGGAAUUCAUACGGCUAUCCGUAUCCCGUCACGACCACGACGACCACCACCACCAAUACUCCCUCCAAGUAUCAGUCGUCCAGCCACAUGCACGGCACCAGCAGUGCUUUCAGUGCCAAUGCAAACCCCAACGAGGACUGGACCAAGAUUUCCGACUUGGCCGAGCGACGCCGCAUCCAGAAUCGCAUCGCCCAGCGCAAUUACCGCAAGAAGCUAAAGCGUCGUCUGGAAGACCUGGAACGCCGAGCAGCCUCGUCCUCUGCGUCGCCCGAACAGUCGCAUGCAGAGCCCGAGCAGCCCAAGCCGGCUAGCAAGUCGCAGUCAGCUCGCUCGUCCACUAGCUCAGCCCGCUCCAAGCAGUCGUCCAAGGCGAAUAACCACUGGAGUGCGCCCGAAAACGAGAUGGGCAUGCAGCCCGGCGCUGCCUACGGUGGCAUGCAGGAAGACCGAAGCAUGUUUGGCCAGCAGUCGACUCGGCAACUAUCGACGUCGCCGCCGCCUUUCUUUUACCCCUCGUACCCAUCCUACUCGGAUCCGUACGGUCAGUCCAACUACUCGUCGCAGCCGGCCCACCCGCACCAUUCCUACCACACCAUCCCGCAGGCUCAGUAUGGGGAUCUGGCAUCCCUGCCCGCUCACCACAUGGAUCAGAUGCCUCACACGCUGCCGUCGGGCACGUCGGCCAGCAAGCGGCUGGGUGGCUAUCCGGACGACGAGGUGCUCAACCCAUUGUGCAUCAACUACGCCUCGAUGGCAGGCAUCGACAUGUCGACCACCACGCCGCAGCAACAGCACCAGCAGCAGCAACAACAUCAUCAUCACCAGCACCAGCACCAGCAGCACCAUCGUCAUCACUCACACUCACAUCACUCUCAUCUCCAGACCCCGCCACUUACCAAUUCCUACACUUUCAACAACUCCGGGUCAACGUCUCCCGCCGGGUCUUUGAACGACCAUUUUCCGUUGACACCGGAGCCGGCCCGACUGUCGCCGGAGCAUAUUGUAUUUCUGUGA
Molecule: messenger RNA, 1026 nt
Organism: Talaromyces rugulosus
Lineage: Eukaryota; Fungi; Ascomycota; Eurotiomycetes; Eurotiales; Trichocomaceae
Exons: 3
Coding region: 1-1026 (341 amino acids)
Biological process (GO): regulation of DNA-templated transcription
Molecular function (GO): DNA-binding transcription factor activity
Source: RefSeq, a predicted model, not a curated record